AGUAACAGGAAAUGUCUCACAAUGCCGAAGAGAAUGUUCCCAAGGCGCUGACCCAGAGAAACCUGUCCGAGGAGACUCACCUACAGCUCAAGAAAUAUGACAAAAGUAGGGACGUCCAGGUGGUGCUGGGGGUCAGCAUCGCCGUCAUAGCAGCACUCGCUGCCAUCACAGGUGAGUUUCUGAACUAAGCUUUACUACGGCAGGACCUUUUCUUUAACACGAAAGCCUUCUUAGGAUUUUGUAAUAAAAUUUAGCUAGCGUUUACCAAAUCGUGGCUCGCGAGCCGCAUGCGGCUGGUUAACAACCUGAGUGCGGCCCGGCCAGAGGCUCGGCCAGUCGGCCACAAAUCCGGGUUUGACUCCGGAAAACAUGGUUCUUGACAGGUUCUUGACAGGUUCUUGAAAAGAACUUUGGCUCUCAAAAAUUUGGUAAUCGAUCGUCCUGCUGCUGAAAUUUGGCUCUUUUGAAUGAGUUUGUCGACCACUGGGUUAACGUAAUACGCAAUAAUAUACCGGUACCAUUGUUGCUUGGGUUGGACUUCAUAUUUUGUCUAUGGUGUACAUUUUAAGAAAAUUUAUUGAAAUAGAGUUGUUUUUUUUAAAAUACCCUUGUUACCUUAUUCCUUGUCAACGUGGUGCAAUGAAAUUGUUUUAAAAAAAAUAUUAUUUAGGCUUCGGAUCGUUACUGUUAAAAAAAAUAAUUUGCUAUGAAUCUCCAUUAUGUGAAGAAGUUAUGAUUUUUAUGCCCCAGAAAGUAUGUCCAAAGAGUAAUAAUUCAGUAGGAACUUCUACCUUCUUCCAGGCCGGAUUUAGAUCAACAAAAUAUUGCCAAGUUAAUUAAAAACAUCGAAUUGAAUCGACAAUGGAUUGGAAACGUAGGUGACUUCAUUUGCAGAAUUUAAAUGUUUUAAUAUCAGAGUUGCAGUCAUAAUAAUAUGGUCGAGUCGUUUGUCAACACUUUAAAAAAAAAAAAAAAAAACUAUACACGCUUCUAUAAUCAUACAACAAACACACGGAACAACUUCAUUUAAUAAUACAUUUCACAUCUUAAUUAUUUUUUUUUACAUUUCGUACAUUUAGAACAAGCUUCUUAAAUGUAAAACACAAUACGUUUGUCUGGAUAGUUGUUUUACUGACAUCAAAAUUGGACUAGGUAGAGUUGAAAAUGUCCAUUCUAAAGUUUCUUAUGUUCCUAUAAGUUUCUAUGAUUUCAUGCUUCUUAUGUUCCAAUAGACUCAAUGAUUUCAUUUUUCUUAUGUUCCUAUAAGUUUCUAUGAUUUCAUAUUUCUUAUGUUUCUAUAAGUCUCUAUGAUUUCAUGUUUCAAAUGUUCCUGAAAGUCUCUAUCAUUUCAUGUUUCCCAUGUUCCUAAAAGUUUAUAUGAUAUCCUGUUUCCCAUGUUCCUAAAAGUCUCAAUGAUAUCAUGUUUCCCAUGUUCCUAAAAGUUUCUAUGAUAUCAUGUUUCCCAUUAUCCUAAAAGUUUCAAUGAUAUCAUGUUUCCCAUGUUCCUAAACGUUUCUACGAUAUCAUGUUUCCCAUGUUCCUAUAAGUCACUAUAAUUUCAUGUUUCCCAUGUUCCUAAAAGUNCGCUGUGGGAUUUCUGGAGACCUUCCGAAAAGACGUGUCCUCAGUCUGGCUCACGUGUAUACCGGUGAGUCUAUUUAUAGAUGUGUUGUGAUCGGGGGUGUUAUAUUUCAUUGCGGGGCUAGCCCAAGGGUCAAAGUCUUUAGAUCAAGAGAUUUGAGAAUCGCUGAGAUUGGGGGCGGCCAAUGCGAAAACAAACCAGUGUAUAGGUAAACUGCAGGUUUCAGCCUACCAAUAACAUGUGCAUGUUUUCAACGACAGUGGGGGAGUGUGGGGGGCGGGGGGGGGGAGCUUUCAGCAAUGUAGUCAGCGAUGUUUUUAUGAUGAAACAUGAAUUAGUAUAGGUGUCUUGGGACUUUCGAGUACUCUCUAAGAUUGUUGUACUUGUAAAAAGUGAAGGCAUAGACCGUCAAAUGCAAAAAGGAAAUGGGAUUAAUUCGUCUGACCACGCAGCUUCAUCCUCGUGAAAGUUUCACAGACUCUGCCUUAUUUGAUAAAUUAAUUGUUGUACAGUAUCUAGACUCUGCUAGUAGACACUUUCUGUUUGGCUAUCCGUUUGUUCUUUGAAAGAACUCAUGACAGCGGCGUUUUCUGAUACGUACAAUAGCUACCGGUCAUUCAGUCGCGAAUGAGCAGAACCGACUUGAUUCUAUCCCCCCCCCUUUCCCGGUGGGUGGAGAAGUUACAAUGAGAUGAUCGACCUUUAAAAAAAAAAGUACCCAGCUCAAUAUUAUCUUUAAGUUAAAUAUUCUUUAAGAUGGAUUAUCUGCGUUGGGGCUUUUGGUUCCCAUAUAAUUAGGUCACAUGAUUUUAGAAAGUCAUAUCUCAUUUUGUCACGUGACCAUUUUUUAAAUUUUUAAACGAUAAUCUUCUUUUGUAUUUCAGUUCUGCUUCCCAGUCAUCACAGGGGUGGGCGUGGCUUACAGGAGACAGAUGUCGAGUGUAAGGAUCUAGAUAUAUCAAUAGAUGUUUUAUAUAUAUAUAUCAAAAAUAAGAAAACUAUAAUAGAAUGACACCUUAUUUUGAGAUGCCUUGUCGUGUCCGCUUUAUUAUGUGUAGCUUAUCGUGUGUUGAGCGUCAUGCUGUUUUGCUAGAUUCUUUAUGAAGGUUCUGCCAGCCAGAUUAUGUAAUGCAGUAUACAUUUAGGAGGUUCGGGUGGUGGACACUGUUACGCCCCCUAUUGUGUUCAAUGAAAGUGAACAAGCUCGUGGUCUUAGAGGAUUUGAAGACGGGUAGAUUUUAGACACACUAUUGGCUAAAAUAAAGACAAUCAGUGCUCUAUAUAAAUUUACUUUAAUACAUGGAAAUAUACUAUGAAGAAAGAUACAUGAAAUCUACGUAUAAAGAAAUGAAUACCGGUCUAGGUCUAACUAUCUAAAUCUCACAGUAAUAAUAAUAUACACAACACAAUAACAAGUCUGAGAUCCUGGAAUUAUUAUUUCUGCUAACUAUUGGAUGGUCCUAUCUAGUACUUAGCAAAAACAACGGAAAGCUAACCACGUAUCGAGAUGAUCCUCAUUUGGUCUCUCCGUUUGAAGUAGGUCAAUGUUUGCUUAUAAUGUGUUGGUUGUGCCAUUGUUCGGAUAAAGAUGACGCCCUUCCUGGCUGGUGGUAAUUUGAUCGUACACAAAGAGAUGGCCCUACCUUGUAACAACACCCACAUUCCAUAAUCAUCGCCCGUCUCUAACACCCUCACUUCUUGGGAUUAUGUCCGUCUUCCUUUUAGUGUUUGCUCUACUGUUGUUGUUUUUUAUAAAUGUUAGCCAAGUGUAUACCAUAUGCCCUGAGUAUUGCCGACCUUAGACUUAUUGGCGCCCGGUGCCCUGGUCGCUAACAUAUUAUAAAGACCGCGAACGAUGACCACGGUGCCCUUUUUUUUUUUUUUUUUUUUUCUGAUCACCACUUUUCAAACCCCACAGCCGGCAUUGAUUAAGAUCAUUCCUUCACUGAGUCAAUCAAUCCGGAGAAAUUGUAUCUUGUACAUCAUCUCAGACCCAAAAGCAAGUAUGAGCACAUAAACAAUCUCGUCAUCUUGGUCGCCGGCCACCCACUCCCACAUCACCCCCUCCAGCUCUCUAUGACUCCUAAAGAAAACAUGACGUUUCCCUAUUCAACAUUCAGGUUAUUCAGUGGUUCUAAACAUGUUCAGACCUAUGAAGCACCAGAGCUUGCCAAUAUAUUUAAUCUACGCACUACUUAGCAAUAUUAGAAACUUACGUAAAUAUUUUCCAUAGGUUAGUCCGUAGUAGGUCACGAUCAUGUCCUUGUAAUUCGGAAAGCCGACGUAUUUGACCCGUGCGUGAUUAAAGCCUGCCAUUUUCCUAGGCAUGCGAAGGUUGAUGAUCUGUCACUUUGACCAAGUAAAGUCCGCCUUUCGUGCGUCCUCGGCGACAUUUUUAGCCUUACAAAUAUUCUGGGCAGUCCCCAAAAAUAAUUUCAUUGGCGUCAUGCUGCACUUUUUUGAAAGACGGAAGUUGGACGUCGACUAGGGUCAUGUGACACACCACGCGUCUUAGUAACUAACCUCGAAGCUAGAUGUGUGUAAUUUAGCGAAUAUCUUCUAAAUUUAGAACUAAUAGCCUUUUAAUUGAUUCGCAAACAUUCUCACACUGGUGGAAAUGACAUCCUUCCUUAUUUACGCAUCGACAUCUCAACUUUAACUCAUUGUAUGUAAACCAUGGUCAACAAUGUUUCUUUGUUUUUUGUUUUUUUUUGUUUGUUUUUUUUUGAAAUAAAAAUACGCAUAAUGAAUUGAUGAAAAAAUUGCUGGCGGAUUGGACUCGUUAGCCAAAGAAAGGCCACUAUUGUUGGACAGAAUGCACAUUCAAAAGUCGGAGAGAAAUAAUCUACUGAAGUCAGGAGACAGCAGCCAACAUAUCCUAGCAAACUUAACUGAGUUCUUUUCUGUGUAGUUGCAGAUGAAAUCCAGAACGGUCACACGAUUCCUACCUCCAUGUCUUGCCGCCCCUACCCCCCCCCCGUUAGAUGUUAGAGACUUCCACAUUUCUCCAUCAUAAACUUUCCCCCCAUGAAAAUAAGCAGAUAGUUUGUGAAUAUAUUACAAGGAGAUAUCCUAUGGUGUAUUACAUUACCUUGCAGAUUGGUGUGCAUUUCGUCAUGCUCCUGGCCACCCUUGUCGCUGGCGGGAUAGGAUAUGGCUUCUCCAUUGAGCCGGUGUUCGUCAACAGAGCCAACUGCACGUACGUUUUCAAUACCUUAAUAACAAGUUCAUCAGAGCUUUAUACAAGUAAUUUUUCAUUAAAUCUUUUCUGAGCGGUUGUGGUUUUGGGGGUAUUACACUAUUACAAGCAGUACACGAUGAUGUAUAAAGACCAAUCAAAGGAUUACCAUUUUCUUUUCAUUGUGGUUUAGGGUGAUCAGCGUCACGCGUGGCGAGUGCCGCAGGGAGACACUGGUCCACCUGUAUGUGGUUGCCGGUGCCAUCUCUGCUGCGUUUGGAGUGUUCGGGCUUCUGCUGUCCAUGCUGGCUUGUAAAGUUGCUGUGGUAGGUUAAUUUUGACCGUUUUUUUUUUAUGGGUUGGUGUUAUUUUAUGUUGUUUUUGUUUGUUUUUGUUUUUUUGCUUGAAAUUUUACAAUCACCUCAGAAGUUUUCGCCAAAAGUAUAGUCGGUGUAAAGCCCAUAAGGGCAUUGGGGACAGCCUAAUGCUGUUUACGUAAAAUGGUCUGUGAAAAGCAGACAAUGUAGAAUGAUAAUACAGAAAGGCACUUUCAACUUGGGUCCAGGGCUUCUGACCAUGUUACACUGUUUUUAUAUCAUUAAAAAAAUAUUUGCCCACUUUACAAGGUUAAUAGCGAAAUAAAUACUUUCUGAUUGUUCCUAGCUGUUUCAGAGACAAUGAUUUUUAUAUAUAUAUUUUUUUUUUACUAUGAAAAUAUUUUGAGUGUUCCCCUUAAAUCAACCCUGAAAUAUGUAGGCCUAUAUAUUUAUUUAUUAUUUUUUUUAUCAUAAAGAAACGAAGAAAGGUGAAGAUGGAGAACAUGAAGAUUGAGGAAGAAAAGAUUCAAAAGAGGGAACUAGAGUUAAAAAGUGCCCGUCUGCAGCCAAAAUCUAACGCCAUCAUUAAAUCCGCCACAAAGACGUCCAUCUUUGCUGAAAACGGUGAGGCGGGAAAGUCCGGUCUUGUCAAUGGCGGCGCAUCCACUCAAAGCACUGCCCUUCCAGCCAAUGGGAGCGAUGUUGCUACAACCAAUGAAAUGGCGUCUUGUGACAAGAUAUUUGUCAUUAACUACAAUACCAAAUUGUAGCAGUGGCUUUAAUGCUUUUUUUUUUUUUUUAAAUCUUUUAACAGCUUUAUUUUAUUUUUACUUUUCUUACCCUAUUUUGUAAAUGUCAAUAUUGUAUAUAAGUGUAUUGUAGGAUGCAAUGAGACGUGUAUUUUAAAAUGUAAAGAGACACCAUGAAAUUAAAAUCUUUCAUUUAAGAUUUGUAAAAUAAUGAAAUAUCGGAAUUGUGUUUCCACACAUUUUAAUGUUAAGGAUGAUGUAAAUAUGUUAAACACAUUGCUAAACACAUGGAUGCAAUUUUAAAACAUGGUUUGGAAAUAGGUUAUGGAGGUAGGAAAUGAUGAAAAAUAUAUUUUUUAAAAUUUACUAAUAGAUUUUAGAUUUUUUUAAAUAGAAUUGUAUUUUAUUUUAUUAUACAUUCUUUGACUAAUGCUUCCAGUACAUAUUUAUUUUUUUUAAUUUAGAAAAAUCAAUCCCUACAGUUCUUAACAUUUUAAUUUUUAAAAAAUAGAUCUUGAUCUUAAGAAUUGUGUGCAUUUUAGCCAAAUGGCUGCUUCUAUUUAUUCUCUGUAACUGUAAUGGCUGCAUUUAUUGGCAAAUGUCCCCACCUAAUGCCUCUCAAAUCAAUUAUUCUUUCUUGGUAAUUCUGAGAGAUACUGCAUUUAUUAUUAAUUCUUUUUUUUUUUUUUUUAAAUGAAAUAUCAAGUUAUUGAUGUACCAGGAAUAAAAUACUUUCAUU
Molecule: messenger RNA, 6565 nt
Organism: Lymnaea stagnalis (great pond snail)
Lineage: Eukaryota; Metazoa; Mollusca; Gastropoda; Lymnaeidae
Source: the annotation of a GenBank genome assembly